CCUCAACAACGACACCACCCCCAUCUCGCAGCAAGUAUGUCGCUCCGCCUCGUAGCAGCCAGCACAGCGAGGUCUUCGUCCGCUAGGACCUCGACGACGCUCGUUCCUGUAGCUGGUCGUGGCCUGUCCACAACAGCGAACCGCACUCAGGAACGAAGCGCAAGCGCAGCGCAGACUCAGACUGUCAAGCCCACCUCUGACUCGACGGGCCAGCCUGCCAAUCCCAGCCCACCACCACGAGCGGCCGCAUCUACCCCUCCUCCGGGGGCACAGGCCAUGCGAAAUAGCGGGGCAGAGGCGCCUACUCAUCCUCGCCCGGCGAAACCACCUCAUCCUAGCGCGUACAAUGAGGUGACGAAGAAGCUCGUUCAAGGAGUCGCAUGGAUGCUGGGCUACAAUACGCAGAGCAGUAAAGCCAUUCGAGUGACCAGCGACCUCUACGAUCGCUGUGCCGCCGUGUGGGACAUCGAGCGCGACUUCUGGGCUGGAGAAUGCCACCUGCCCCCCACGUAUCAAUCCUGGUUCCAAGUAACCAACAUCCACAUUAUCAUCCUCCUCAUCCGCCUUCGUGAUCUCCCUCCCCACCUCUCUCGCGUCUAUCAGCAAGAACUCGUCAAUCACUUCUUCAUCGACGCAGAGGAUCGAAUGCGACAACGCUUCGGUGUGCAGACUGCGCGCCUUGUGAAGGGUUACAUGAAGGAGAUGCACAACCAGCAUCGUGGUGCUCUCUUGGCUAUUGAUGAGAGUAUCGCCAUGUUGGGCAAUGAUGGGCAGGGGGACUCGAGGCUAGCCAUGGCAUUGUGGCGCAACGUGUUUGGAGCUGGAUGGGGGGAUGUAGGUGGGGUCCUCUCCAAAGUCAAGGGCAUCGACCGCAACGCGAAAGGCGAAGAAGACAAGAGUGACACGGGCCCUCGCCUGGCCUCGGACCUCGGCCCAGAUGCAGAGGGGGCAUUCCAGCCUUCCUCUCCUUAUGCCCGCUCCCUCGAGGCACAUCGUCGCGCCUCAGCCGCAGCUGGUGCGCAAGUUCACCCUUCUUCCGACCAGCAAAACAUCGCAGCCAGUGCUGCACCAGCUUCUGCUCCCGAGCUGGGAUUCCCCUUGGUACUCUCUAGAUUGACUCGCUAUUUCCUUCACGAGUUGCGUAGGUUGGCAGCACUGAGCGAUCAUGAGAUCGAGGCGGGGAGGAUGGCAAGAGCCGUGGGGGGAGCCCCUCCUGCGCAUAUCCCGCCUGAGCAGGCCGCGAGCGUUGGUGCUGGUGAGGCGAUCGAGCGUACCAGGACUAGGCCAUUGAACCCCGAUGUCCAGGGGGAGAGGACGCGUGAGGGGGGUGAGCCGGGUGAGGGAGUCGUGGAUGACGGCAAGAGUAUCGCUACGUUUAGCAGGCCGUGA
Jaminaea rosea is the source of this 1389-nucleotide messenger RNA. RefSeq lists its product as hypothetical. Gene Ontology annotation, biological process: mitochondrial respiratory chain complex III assembly. NCBI's taxonomy places the organism in Eukaryota, Fungi, Basidiomycota, Exobasidiomycetes, Microstromatales. Bases 37 to 1389 code for a protein of 450 amino acids. The transcript is spliced from 4 exons. The record is from RefSeq and is a predicted model, not a curated record. Gene Ontology annotation, cellular component: mitochondrion.